UCUCUGUAGGCCCCGCGGAGAGCCCGACCGCCCGCCCUCGCAGGCAGGACCAGUCGGGCCGCAGCCCCGCCUCAGAGAGCCUAGGCCCGGGCGCUGUCUCCACCCUCCCUUGGGCUCGGAUAUGGGACAAAGGUGAGAAGCCCGGGAGGGAACGCCGCCGCCUCCUCCCUCUCCAGCCCCAGCCACUGUUGUGAGGCUGGCGCUGAGGGACUGGCUGCAGCCAGGAUCGCCAGCAAGACAAGCCAGGAGGGGGAUGAGCCCCGUGUACCCCCCUUUGCUCUGUGUCGCUGUCCCACAUAGUGGAAGUAUCGUUGGCAAGGAUAGCCGUAGUUUGAGAGGACUGACUGUUCAGAAUCUCCAGUACAGUGGGAGAUACACACUCUGGGAUAGCUCGCUGCCUCUGGGGAAGAAAAGUUGUUUAUCAUGAAUAUGGAAAACCAAGUGACUGAUUCUUCUGAAGAGCGUACAUUCCAGUAUCAGAGAAGUCUCCCUUCCCUUCCAGUUCCUGCUCUUGAUGAAUCUCUAAAGAAAUACCUCGAUUCAGUAAAGCCUUUCCUAAACCAAGAAGAAUAUCAAAGAACUGAGAGCAUAGUAAAAGCAUUUGAAAAUGGGAUUGGAAAGGAACUACAACAAAAAUUACUUGAAAGAGCUAAAGUGAAACGAAAUUGGCUGGAAGAAUGGUGGCUGAAUGUGGCCUAUCUUGAGGCACGUAUAUCAACACAAAUCUUCCAUAAUUUUGGAGGUCCAGGCCCUUACCUUGAACACUACUGGGUGCCGAAGGAAGGGAGUCAGAUAGAAAGAGGAAGCCUAAGUGCAUGGCAUACCUUGAAAUUCUGGGAAUUAAUAAGAACGGAAAAAUUGCCUGUACACAGAUCGGGUAACGUCCCCCUGGACAUGGAUCAGUUCCGGAUGUUGUUUUGCACAUGCAAGAUUCCAGGAAUUACUCAGGACUCCGUUGUUAAUUAUUUCAGGACUGAAACGGAAGGGGACUGCCCAUCUCAUCUGAUAGUAUUGUGCCGAGGUCGAAUUUUUGCGUUUGAUGCUGUGCACGAUGGUCAGAUAUUGAGCCCACCAGAGAUUUUUAGGCAACUUACUUACAUCCAAAAGAGGUGUUCCAAUGAACCGAAGGGGCCAGGAUUAGCUGCCUUAACCUCUGAGGAGAGAACACAGUGGGCACAGACACGUGACUAUCUUAUUAACCUGAAUCCAAAAAACCUGUCCCUGUUGGAAAAAAUGCAGACCAGCUUGUUUACAAUCUGUCUGGAUGAAGCAAGUCCUCAGGCUACACCUGAAGAUUAUACACAGGUGACCAAGUUGGCUCUAGCAGGAGAUCCAACAAUACGCUGGGGAGACAAAUCCUAUAACCUCAUUGUGUUCUCAAAUGGGACAGUGGCCUCACUCUGUGAUCAUUCUCCGUUUGAUGCCAUGGUUGUGGUAGUUCUCUGUUCUUACAUUGAUCACAAGGUCAUUGAAUCGGAGGGAAGAUGGAAGGGAUCAGAUAAUGUGCGGGAUAUUCCUUGGCCAGAGGAACUUGUUUUCAGCUUGAACCAGAAAAUCCUAAAUGAUAUCACUCAUGCUAAAGAGAAGUAUUACAAGCAGACAUCUGACAUGCAGCUUGUGAAUUAUGCCUUCACAUCCUUUGGCAAAUCACUAAUCAAGAAGCAGAAGCUUCAUCCUGAUACGUUUGUUCAGCUUGCUCUCCAGCUGGCCUAUUAUAAACUUCAUGGACACCCAGCUUCUUGCUAUGAAACUGCUAUGACUAGACGUUUUUAUCAUGGCCGGACGGAGACUAUGAGGCCAUGUACUGUGGAAGCUGUUGAAUGGUGCAAAUCCAUGCUAGAUCCACACUGUACUCCUGGCCAACGACUGCAACGCCUGCUGAAGGCAGUUUCAAAGCACAAUAAACUGAUGAAAGAGUGUGAGAAUGGAAAAGGAUUUGACCGCCAUCUUUUGGGCCUCCUCCUCGUGGCCAAGGAUCAGUGCCUUUCGGUGCCAGACCUUUUCUUGGAUCCUGCUUUCCCCAGAAGUGGGGGAGGUGGAAACUUUGUGCUGUCCACAAGCCUGGUAGGCUACACGAGAGUGGGAGGAGCAGUGGUUCCUAUGGUGCAUCAUGGUUAUGGCUUUUUCUAUAGAAUUAGAGACGACAGGAUUGUUGUGGCCUGCAGUACCUGGAUUUCAUGCUCAGAUACAGAUGCAGAAAAACUGUGUAAGAAUCUGUUUGAGUCUUUUCAGGACAUUAUCCAGUUAACUGCCACAGCCCAGUUGUAGAGAAGACUCUGAAAUAAGUGUCUUUGUUUCAUUGUGCAUUACUAUGUAUACCAAGCACUUGCAGAUGGAAAGGAUUGCCAAGCAGAGUGUUUUAAUUGGGCACAGUGAUAGUUUAGCACAGACUCUAGACAGAAAUAAUGCAAAGCCUUUUUUAAAACUGAGAUUUACUGCAAUAACAAUGCAACUUUCCUUGAAUAAGUUCGCAACAGCAAUGCAAAACUUGACAACCUUACAUUAGAAACUAUGCAACUUUAAUUAAGCCUCAACAAUGCAAACAUUAUUCUAUCUGUGGAAGCUUAGAAAACAGUUUAGACUUAACGUGUUUUUAGAACCUUCCUAGCGAUAAAGUGUACAAGAUGGUAAUAUUCAAAUUAUGCUAGUUUAUAUUGAUGCAUGUACACUGGAUCUUACGUAGCCAUUCCAGAGAGAAUGAGUCAUAGUGCCUUUCUAUAUGGGAUGUUGAUCAUGUACUUUUAUAACUUCUAGCUUCUGAAGUAAUCAAGAAAAAUAUUGGAAUCCUUGGGAUUUUUGUUUUAUGUACAUUGUAGCUACUAUGUUCCCAUUUUAUGCAGCGAGAUUGUUUCCCCCCAAGAACUUCUGUACAAAUAUAAAAGGAGAAAAUUCUGUGACUUGAAAAACAUUGUUUUAUAUUUUAUUUUUCCAAACAAAUAGUAGAAAGUAAAACAGUACUUGAAAGUUUACAAAUAUAAAUGUACGAACUAUAUAUGCCACUGCUGCUCUCUCUCUCUCUCUCUCUCUCUGUAGCUUGAUAAGUUUCUCAGGAUUUAAGUCUUCCUUGGUAUCUUGAGGGGAGAAGUGGGAGGCUGUUGUAUCGACUAUGUCAUUUCCUCUCUUUGAAAUAAAGCCACCUCAAAAGA
Eublepharis macularius is the source of this 3146-nucleotide messenger RNA. It is a transcript of the gene CROT, whose product is annotated as carnitine O-octanoyltransferase. Gene Ontology annotation, cellular component: peroxisome. The record is from RefSeq and is a predicted model, not a curated record. Gene Ontology annotation, molecular function: carnitine O-octanoyltransferase activity. Bases 424 to 2268 code for a protein of 614 amino acids. The transcript is spliced from 18 exons. NCBI's taxonomy places the organism in Eukaryota, Metazoa, Chordata, Lepidosauria, Squamata, Eublepharidae.